Armigeres subalbatus is the source of this 2025-nucleotide messenger RNA. Its product is annotated as homeobox protein invected-like. Gene Ontology annotation, biological process: regulation of transcription by RNA polymerase II; neuron differentiation. NCBI's taxonomy places the organism in Eukaryota, Metazoa, Arthropoda, Insecta, Diptera, Culicidae. Gene Ontology annotation, cellular component: nucleus. The transcript has a single exon. The record is from RefSeq and is a predicted model, not a curated record. The coding region runs from base 532 to 2025 and encodes 497 amino acids. Gene Ontology annotation, molecular function: RNA polymerase II cis-regulatory region sequence-specific DNA binding; DNA-binding transcription factor activity, RNA polymerase II-specific.
ACCGUGAUGGAACGACCGUUUUCGCCGCCGCUAUUCCCAGUCAAGUGCUGCCGGUUUUAUCUGCGCUUGUAACUCACCUUCUCCUUCGUCUUGCUUCUCGUUCCUUCGUUCUCGUUUGCGGUGCAGCACAUAAAUCUGCGAGGGUCGGAAGUGUGGUGUGCGUGAAUCUGUACGCAAGGGGGUGAACUAGUAAUAGGGCAUAAUAACGAUUUUUUUGCUCGGUCGGGAAAGGUUACACAUCCUUCUUCCUCUGGUUUCGCGCCUCGUCGGGAAGACCCGCGCGAAUACAACGGUGUUGUGUGACACACGGUGCGAAUUUAAUUACUGAUAAUCCCUUCCGGUCGCAAUUGUUCUGUGACAGAGCCGCCGAGCGGACUGGCUUUUCUGAUCCUGUUGGAAAGAUUUACCGUAGGUGUCGUGAACAAGUUCCAAUUGGAACAAUUGAUAACUGGAAAAAGUUAGUGAAUAACAAGUGUUAUACAUUCACGGUAUCGAAGAGUUUGUAAUCGUUUGACGGUGCAAUGCUGUAAAAUGGCUACAAUAAUGUCUCACAAUCUGCCGUUGAUUCCGCUGCCUCUUAAGGCGACAACGGCGGCAGCUUUGGCAAAAACCACAGCCGGGCUCAUGAUGUCCGGUUUGCUAGGGAAACACACGGGUGAAGAUGUUUACGCAAAUGGAACACUUGGGAUGCCGACGGAUCGCAGUAGCCCAGAUGUAGCCAGCAGUGAGGCUCGAUCAAGUCCAGAAUCUUUGAUGAUGGCACAGCAGAAGGAUCGCGAAGAUGAUCAAAUGAGUUGCUGUAGUGACGAUAGUGAGCUAUCAGUUGGACAGGAAGGACUAGAAGGAAGUGACAAAACCAUGAAUAGUGAAGAGAAACUGAGUGUAAUUAGUGCAAAUUCAAGGAUGGGCACCAUGGACGUUGAAAGGCUCAUAGAUAGGCAUAAUGUUGAGAUGGGGGAUGAAAUGAGUAAUGAUUCAUCACGAUAUUCAAGUUCCAAGGAUCCGUCGGAAGAUUUCAUGAAGAUACCUGUGAUGCGACCGAGUCCGACGCGAUUGCACGAAGAGUUCCUAAGAAAUUCGCAACUCUAUGCCGAAGAGCUAAUGAGGCAACAAAUGCAAAUCGUUGCGGCGGCAAGGGGUAUCAAUCUGAGUCCGAAACCUCUCGAUGGAGGACUAGGGUUAGUUGCCCGAAUGCAAGACAAUCGAAGUCCCGGUAGAGCUACGCUAACCGAUGAACAAAAAAUUGGCUUUCGGCCGCAUAUACGAGGUGUCGGUGAAAUUUAUCACGAUCGGCACCGAUGGUCUGAUGAAAGAAGUGUCCAAUCACCUCCAGAGUCAUCUUCUUUUCGCGGAAUCCAUUCGCAUUUGAGCGCCAUCUCUCAAAUAACCCAAAAUCUCAAUAGCGACAUAAGCAAGCUGACGUCCCCAUCAAGCCUAGCCAGUAUGACCUCCCGGGAGAACUCACAAUCACCACCGCAACAUCCCGCUCAUCUGCUACAAAUGAACAACAACAUCGCCCUCAAUGAUCAAAACCUAAAAUUUAGUAUAGACAACAUUCUGAAGGCUGAUUUUGGCCGACGGAUCACCGAUCCGCUGAAACGUAGUGGCAAAAAUUUUGCGAAAAAGCCGUCGGCUUUAGGUGAAAAACCUACCGCGAUGGAUCUGACGGCAAUCAUCGCGAAUGGUAGUGCAAGUAACAGUGCCAGUAGCAGUGUUGCCAGCCGGAGCCUAAGUUCAAGUGCAAGUGGAAGUGAAUUGGAAGUGCCCACGUCUCCGUCGUCCACCGGCGGCAAGACAACCGCGGAAGCGAGCAACACUGGUGGCAGCAGUAGUGGAAGCGGUGGCAGCAGUUCGUCAUCAUCCGGAGGUCCGAUGGUGUGGCCCGCUUGGGUCUACUGCACCCGAUACAGCGAUCGUCCUAGUUCAGGUGAGUUGUUGACCAGCAUUCGACUGACAUUCCUGUCGACUGAUGGUCAGCUUUUGAUUCUGCGAAUUGAAAAUGAAUCCAGAACCUGCGGACAAUGA